Molecule: messenger RNA, 791 nt
Organism: Rhodofomes roseus
Lineage: Eukaryota; Fungi; Basidiomycota; Agaricomycetes; Polyporales; Fomitopsidaceae
Exons: 1
Coding region: 113-712 (199 amino acids)
Source: RefSeq, a predicted model, not a curated record
AUCAUAACGGCCAGUGGUCCUGCGCUACUUAAGUAGCGGAUACGGAAACACCGCAUACCGGACUCGUGGAAUGCGCAGCGUCUCCUAGAAGGGCGACACGUCAAGUUGUGCCAUGACCCGCGGAGUCUGGCCGGUCGUAGUGCCCGAACUACGACAUUGCGGCGUCGCACCGCCAGAGGUGGGCUGGACGCAUGUCCAUGAUUUGGUCCACCGUGCGGACACUGGCAAAUUCCCCAGCGCCGAAAGGCUACUAGGACCAAGAGCUGCAUCCCUGAACUGCUCCUGCUGCUCAUCAUCGAUGGGCGACCGCCGACGUGGCUCUCUCUCCUCGCCUCGCCAUGUUAUCCUGCAACUCGUGUCGAUAAUUGGCUCGUAUAGAACAAAUCACGGUCUGCAGAGUACUCCCCUCCAUGACGUCUACGUGCCGCUGAUUGGGAACACGAUUGGGUGCAAGGCUUCUGUCAAGGUGAGUCUUCCGUAUACCGUUCGGCUAGACAAACGACUUGUCUCUCCGCGACAUUCAAUUGUCAACCACCCCACGUCAUCCUUACCAGAGGCGGAGGAGACGCCCACUACGGCGCUGUCCGGUGUUAUGCGCGAUAGACUGGGUGUACGCAUAGCAUCAAAGCUCUUGAGGCUCGUUGGGCGAGCUGCAUGUCAUAUCCCCGCUGAUGCCCCAUACAUAUGUUCGCGCAGGGAAGGGAGCGUUUAAUAGCGACGACACUCAGAAGUUUCUAUUGAUUUUGGGCCUAUCGUUGUGCCUUGCAAUGCUGAUGUGUUAAAACACAUUG